Molecule: messenger RNA, 1222 nt
Organism: Dendronephthya gigantea
Lineage: Eukaryota; Metazoa; Cnidaria; Anthozoa; Malacalcyonacea; Nephtheidae
Product: mediator of RNA polymerase II transcription subunit 10-like
Exons: 4
Coding region: 6-443 (145 amino acids)
Biological process (GO): positive regulation of transcription by RNA polymerase II
Cellular component (GO): chromatin; mediator complex
Molecular function (GO): transcription coregulator activity
Source: RefSeq, a predicted model, not a curated record
CUAAUAUGGCUGCCGCUGAAGAUGAAGGAAAGACUGGAUUAAAUCGCUUUGAAGCUUUGGAACAGUCCAUUGAACAGUUCAUUGAAACGACAAGACAAAUUGGGAUUAUCGUGAGUGACUUUCAGACUGGCAGUCAAGGUGUCUUGAACCAAAAAAUAACAUCCGUGGUUGAAAACCUAAGAGAAAUUGAGAAGUGCAAAGAUGAUUUUCAAAAUGUUGAAGUUCCCAUGGAUGUUUUCUCAUACAUUGAUGAAGGAAAAAACCCACAGUUAUAUACAAAAGACUGUUUAGAAAAAGCUCUGGCACAGAAUAAAGAAGUUAAGGGAAAAAUUGACUCUUACAAGAAUUUCAAGACAGAGUUAAUGAGUGAACUUAGUAAAGAAUUUCCGAAAGAAAUGUUAGAAUACAGAAAUUAUGUAGAAGACAGCCAGGAAGAUAGGUAAUGCAGCUUAGGAAGAAUGUAGUUUAGUGAAAGAAACAUUCUUUUCCAUGCCAUGAUGUGUACAAAUAUAAAAGAUUGUGUACUUAGAAGAACCAAUUAAGACUGUGGUGGAGUGGACAGCAAAUAUCAUUGAUGGUUGGUAGAACUCUGAAAGAAGAAAUAUAUAAAAACUCGCGUAUUUUUGAUAAUGAUUCAUGUCUGUUAUGUGGAAAUAUCUUAUCUUAGAUACCAAAAAAUACGUUGAAAGUGUAUAUGUACAUUUUGAAAGUGUGGAUGAAACAUUAUCAGGUAAAUUACGUAUCCUAAUAGGACACGUUCACUGACAAAAAAAUAUUUUGAUAAGCUUUUGGCUACUAAUUGGUCUUACUUAAUAAAUAAUAAAUGUCAGGUUGGCGAUGAUGAUACCAUAGUAACAUAGAAAUGAUCUAAUUUAAUAAACAAUUACUUAAUGGUUUCCGUGUCUGAUGGCCUGAUCCAAACACGCGGGAGUGUUGCGACAGUUUAGAAAAGCGCAAAGCACAAAACGAAGGCGAGGGAUUUUGCGAGCUGUUCUUAACUCAAGAAUCAUUCUCAAGUGUUUAAAUUAGGCCAUCAAAAAAAUAACAACAACAAGGUGUACUGUUCCAAGUUUAAUUUCCAUACGCGAAUUAAAUUUCCGUGUUUAGAUGGACUGAUCCAAACAUUGGCGGCUUCAACCAAUCAGAACGCAUGUUACACACAUGUUAUUUUAUAAAUAAUUUUCUUUAUUGUAACAUGUGCAUAGAUUAUCCCAUAUUCCUU